UGCUGAAGUUUUCCUCCGAGGAGAGCACUUUUCAUGGUUUGUUCUGGUCUGAGUCACCUGUGCUAGAAUUAACACUCCUGAAGAGUGAUUCUGAAGAGCGGAAAAGAUGGUCGAUCCCACAGCCGAAGAGACUCUCUCCUCCACGUUCGAAUCCAGCCUCUGCGAUGAUGUCCAGGAUCUUUUCAACGACAUGAACAGCCAGAAAGGAAUGCUAGCAUGGAGCCUCCAAAGGAAGGUAGAAGACAAUCCUUCCUGCAGUGUUUCAUUAAUCCCAAUUCUGGUCAAAAAGCUGGAGGAGAUGCUAACAAAGGUUUCUAAGAGCCAUGAGAAAGAAACCUACAUGCCUAUCAUCCCAGUGCUGCACACUCUCUACUAUGUGGUCAUUCAGUCGGGUGUUACGCUUCAUAAAAGCCUUUAUCAGAACUUGUAUGAGUGUUUGGUGAAACUGCUGAUCCUGCCGUCGCCGUACUCCACUGUGGCUCUGCACACUCUGAGGAGCAUCAAGAUGGAAAUGACUGCACCAGGAUCUCUGUAUCUGAAGAGAGUCAUUGCAGAGCAAAAUAUGAAGAAUGAGCAUUUUGCCAUGCGGGAAAAAGUGUUUGUGCUUGCAGACCCAGCUGUGUUUUCUGCUCCACUGGAAGCUACAGUUAAAGCGUACCUGAACGUGGCGAGCUGGCUCAGAAACACACAAACUAUGGAGAAAACUGUGCUUUUCCAUGUGCUACAGACGGGGUUAGAAAUGACCUGCCAAAGCUCCAGACUGGCUCAAGCUCUUGAGGUUUUAGAGGACCAUGUUGUGAAGGAAUAUUUCCAGGAUGUGGUUCAAGCUGUGAACCAGUGUUUAAAUGAUGGUCCGGGUGGUCGUGGGCACUAUCUGAACCAACUGAAGCAGAUAAACAAAAGCAUCCUGGCUGCCUCUAACAAAGAAAUCAUAAAUGGUGGUGAAGGCCCUGUGUACAGCACUACAAUGCCUUUACCAGAGAUUAAGUUCCUCACGUGGAAAGAUGAAGCGAUACUAUGGGAUCUGUUGGCAGAGUUCACCCUAAAUUCUGGCUCAAAAAGGCUCUCAAGAGACAGUGGAAUAAUGAAAAAUCUAAAGGUGCCUGACUCAGAUGAUACAAAGCAGCAUCCUGACAGAUCUCCAAAGCAACAAGAACGGAGAAAUGCCUGGAGGAAAAGACAGUCUUUAGACCAGCUGUUUCUAAUGACGGAGAAGAUUGAAGUGGGUACUGGAAACGCCUCUCUACGAAAAGAGGAGCGAAGUUGCACGGCUCGAGUGGUGAUAAUGGGCAACGACUGUACGCUGGGAAGGCUCACCAGGGCUUAUUAUGCCAUACGCGAGAAAGAGUCCAAACGUAAUAUGUUGACCAAGAAACUUGACCUGCAGUUGUACUACAUCCCGGUCUCUGGUGUGGAGCCUUCACUGAGUUCACCUGAUGACAGCAGAUUGUCUUUGGCCUCCUGUUUGGACAGAGUGGAUCCAUGGUACAGUGUCAACAUUAGCAGUCUGGGAGCUGCAAUCCCCACGCUACCUGAAUUGCCUCCUGUUUACAAUAAACCAUCAGAGCUGAGCCUUUACCUGUUGGACACCAUGUGUUACUACCUGCGCUGCGGGACACAGCCAGUUAACCUCCCGGUCUAUUCAGUUAAGAUGACCCCUUGCAACUCUGAUGCAACCUCAGUGGAGGAGCUGUUUGUGUCCCAUCUGGAGGCCGACAUCCCAGAGUUCAGACACCUUAAAGACCAGCAUUUGAAGGAACCCUCUGUGCGUCAAAAGAAGUCAUCUGCGGAACUCUUUGGAGUGGUUCUCUCAGUCAGUUACACAAAGACCUCGAUGAGCAAAAGAAAUGUUAAAGGAGAGGCGGCUAUGACAUGGCGUGUGGUGAUUACAUCAGAGCCAGCAGCUUCAGCGUCAGGGGAGAAUUACCUGAUAGCAAGAUUUGACAGUUUGAACCCAGCAUACAACACAAAAAUCCAAACUCAAAACAUCAGCAUCAAGACAAUGGAGCAUCGAACACUGUGUGUGUGUCUGGACAAGGACCCUAGCAGGACAUACACUGAUAUCCAAAGAAUAGAAAUCUCUCCGUGCUUGGACCCAGGAUGCAACAUUCGAUCCAGGCGCAGCAUCGGCAACGAGCAAGAGCUGCCGUUUAACAAGUAUCUGGACAAAGUCCUGUCAGUGCCAAUCAACACCUUCUCUGGUGUGACCAUCUGAGGGACAUAAACUGCUUCAUAUGUACAGUCAUCUGCAGGACAUAAUGUUACAUUAACAAAAUAUCCAUCCAUCCAUCCAUCCAUCCAUCCAUCCAUCCAUCCAUCCAUCCAUCCAUCCAUCCACUUGAUAUUUUGGAUUCAAAUUCUCUUGCUAACUGAAUUCUAAAUAACCACAAAUAAUGUAAUAAGAAAGAACAGUCAGUGGUGGACUAAGUACUGAGAGCCUUUAUUUUAGAGGAUCUCUCACUAACCACUCGAGCGACUGUGGCUCAGAAGGUGGAGCGGGUCAUCUACCAUUCUGAAGGUCAAUUAUUCGCUCCUCAGAUUCCCCGCUCUGCAUGUCGAAGUAUCCUUGGACAGGAUACUUAACCUCGAGUUGUCCCUGGCGCGUCCAUCAGAGUGUGUGUGCAAAUGUUAGACAAGGUGCUGAGGUAUAAAGGGAAAACAGAACUACUGUGAAUGGAUGUGUGAUUGGGUGGAUGAGGAUUGUAGGAAAAAGCACUUUGAGUGUUCAGUUAGAGUAGAAAAGUGCUGUGUAUAUAUAAGUACCAGUCCAUUUACCAUUUGCUGUGCUUCAAAGGCACAGUACUACAAGAAA
Messenger RNA from Archocentrus centrarchus (flier cichlid), 2812 nucleotides. It is a transcript of the gene pik3r6b, whose product is annotated as phosphoinositide-3-kinase, regulatory subunit 6b. Gene Ontology annotation, molecular function: 1-phosphatidylinositol-3-kinase regulator activity. The transcript is spliced from 19 exons. Gene Ontology annotation, cellular component: phosphatidylinositol 3-kinase complex, class IB. Bases 107 to 2215 code for a protein of 702 amino acids. Gene Ontology annotation, biological process: G protein-coupled receptor signaling pathway; positive regulation of MAP kinase activity. Lineage: Eukaryota; Metazoa; Chordata; Actinopteri; Cichliformes; Cichlidae. The record is from RefSeq and is a predicted model, not a curated record.